AUGAAGCUCCCCCUUUGUACCAUUUCCCGAUCCGCACUAAUGCCUUUCCAACCCAUUUCACGUGUGUCUUGUCCAACAACCUUUCGACAAUCAAAUUCUCCCCGCCACAUCCGCGCUUUCCUAGUCUCCACGCCAAGAGCCCUACAUACAGAAAACUUUACAUCGAGACAAAAGGCCACUGAAGGAGAGAAAACCAAAUCAGAUGUAGCCCCACAGAACACAUUUUCAGAAGAGAUUGGCGGCUCUGCAAAAAAGUAUACCGAGGAUGUCCCCCAAGAAUCUUCAUCUUCUGUUGCAACAAUGCAGGAAUCACUUAAACCUCUCUUGAGAGAAAAUGGUGGAAAAUGGGAUUUGGCAGAUAAUGAAAUGUCUGUGGAGAGGGUCAUUAUAUUCAAAGGAUUUAAAGAUGCCUGGAACUUCAUGAAUGCUAUCGCAGCAAAAUGCAAACAAGAAAGACAUCACCCAGAAUGGGUUAACAUCUACAACAAAGUCUUCAUCAGCUGGACCACGCAUGAUCUUCCCGGACUCACAGCCACUGAUAUCCUCAUGGCCAAGUUUUGCGAUGACCAAGCCACAAUACACAAAGAGGUAUACAACGUCUCAGAAGAACGUCUCCCAGAAAACACCCAGCACGAAAAAUUUCUCAAUCAAGCUCAUCAGAUCGCUAAUAAGUUAUCAUCGAAAUGAUAAAGAUUAAUUAAACAUACCCAGGACAUGAGGGGAAAGAAAAUACAUGGACAAAUCAGGGACCCAGGUCGGCCGUGGAAAGAUAUCAUGAUGAGAAACGUCGUGGGAAGAAGAAGUUGGAAGAGAGAAAAAAGCUAACAAGACCGAAUUGAGGCUAAAAGAUAUUGAUGAGGGAAAAUCUUGAGGGGAUGACACACAUGCAUUGUGAAGAUCCAGGAAACUGUGGUACACAAAAGAGCAAUGACUGCAUGAAUUAAAGAUAUCUAUCAAGAACG
This is a messenger RNA of Botrytis byssoidea, 962 nucleotides long. RefSeq lists its product as uncharacterized. Bases 1 to 687 code for a protein of 228 amino acids. The record is from RefSeq and is a predicted model, not a curated record. Gene Ontology annotation, molecular function: 4-alpha-hydroxytetrahydrobiopterin dehydratase activity. Gene Ontology annotation, biological process: tetrahydrobiopterin biosynthetic process. NCBI's taxonomy places the organism in Eukaryota, Fungi, Ascomycota, Leotiomycetes, Helotiales, Sclerotiniaceae. The transcript has 3 exons.